AAGACAUGUCUAAUGUAACCAUCAUAAGAGAUUUCCUGCUUCUGGGAUUUUCAGAGCAAAGGGAACUCCAGAUCUUACACCUUGCAGUCUUCACAGCAAUGUACAUGGCAAUUCUCAUUGGAAACUUCCUCAUCAUCAUUCUGGUAGCUAGAACUACCCACCUUCAGACCCCAAUGUAUUUCUUCCUUGUCAACUUAUCAGUUGUUGACCUUGGAUCCACAACCGUCACCAUUCCCAGAUCAAUAGCUAAUGCCCUGAUGAACACAACACGUAUUUCUUAUUCUGAAUGUGCUGCACAAAUGCUUUUGUUUGUCGUCUUCAUGUCAUCAGACAUUUUCCUCCUCGCUGUCAUGGCCUAUGACCGGUAUGUGGCCAUCUGCCACCCACUGCACUAUACCUCUGUGAUGAAGUGGGGAAGGUGUAUUCAGCUGGCAGGUGGGGCAUGGGCAGCAGGCUUCCUUAAUGCUGCUUUGCACACAGGUACCAUUUUUUCACUGCCCUUCUGCUCCAACAUCAUCACUCAGUUCUUCUGUGAAAUCCCACACCUGAUGAAGAUCUCAUGUGCUAAUUCGUACUUGAAUGAAAUGUGGCCCCUUCUCUUUAGUUCAGCCUUAGGUCUUGGCUGCUUUGUGCUCAUUGUUACAUCCUAUGUUCAGAUCUUUACUGCAGUGCUGAGAAUGUCCUCGAAAGCAAGUAGACAGAAAGCGUUCUCUACCUGCAUUCCCCACCUCACUGUUGUCUCUCUCUUACUUAGUACAAGUCUCUUUGCCUAUGUCAUGCCAUCCUCCAGCCCUUCAUUUAAUCUGGAUGAAGUGCUUGUUGUGAUAUACUCAGUGUUUCCUCCAAUGAUGAACCCGUUAAUUUACAGCAUGAGGAAUAAGGAUGUCAAAACUGCCCUGCGGAAGCUGUUUUACCAGAAACUUCCAAACAAUAAAUCAGUUUCAUAG
Podarcis muralis (Common wall lizard) is the source of this 947-nucleotide messenger RNA. NCBI's taxonomy places the organism in Eukaryota, Metazoa, Chordata, Lepidosauria, Squamata, Lacertidae. The record is from RefSeq and is a predicted model, not a curated record.